AUGGAACGUCUACCAGUACUCAUCAAGAGCAAUGGACAAUGGAAUGAAGAUCACAAUUAUGUGAACUAUGUGGCUAGUGGAGAAUUCAUACCAACAAAAUGCAAGUACGAAGAGCUACUGCAAAUACUGCUUACUUCAUUAGGGUGCGAAAACACCAGCACAACACUACAAAUACAGUACCAAGCUAAAGAAGGAAUACCACCGAUCAAAAUAUGCAACGAUCGAAGCCUCUACUUUUACUUGGAAUUGAAAAUGAAGGAAACAGAUUUCACUACAUAUCCACUAUGUGUCAACCAGCAAAACAACAACACAACACCUGCUGCAACACCAAAUUCGAUAUCCACAACAACACCGUAUGAAUAUAAUGUGGCAAUGAUCGAAAACAACACAACAACGCUUGAAAACAACAUAACAACAACAGAAUCAUACACAACGGGACAGCAAACAGAAGAAGGGGAACAGUCAGAAACAAUAGAAGAUGAGGAGGACAAAUUCGACAUAAUUGACUAUGCAAAUCUGGUUGCUGAAGAAAUGGUAGAACAACUUGAAAACACCAGUAAAAAACUGGAUCCAGAAAUCGACAUCAACAAUGCAAAGUUAAUAACAGACAAGCAACACCCCAAAGUGGAAAAAGGACAGGCAUACAAAGACAAAGAAACUCUAAAAAAUGUCCUCAGCUACUACGCAAUCGAAAACAACUUUCAGUACAAAGUGUGGAAGUCCUGCUCUCAAGAGUACAGUCUGAAAUGUGUUUACGAAAGCUGCAAUUGGUCACUAAGAGCAUCGAGAAAUGGCCCAACAAACACAUUCAUAAUCAGGAGGUUCUCAAAUAUGCACACAUGCCCCAUAAAUAUUAGGCAUGAAGACCAAAGGCAAGCAACAUCGAAACUGAUAGGGGGAUGCAUAAAACCGAAGUUCUUGAACAUAAAGACCAAGGCAACACCGAUGGACAUAAAAGGGGAGUUGAAAUACAGAUAUGGCAUCAAAAUGAACUAUAUGAAAGCUUGGAGAAGUAAGGAACAUGCAGUAAACGACUUGAGAGGUAAUGCUAGUGACUCGUACAGCCUAAUACCGAGUUUCUUACACAUGGUGGAAAAAACAAACCCUGGAUCAUUUGUCGAUCUGAAAACGGCAGAAGACAACAGCUUGCUCUUUGUUUUCAUGGCGUUGGAUGCAUCCAUAAAAGGGUGGGGAGCAUGCAGACCGAUAGUUGUUGUGGACGGAACGUUCCUCAAAGCAGCUUAUGGGGGAACUUUGUUGUGCGCAUGCACACAAGAUGCAGCAGGUCAUAUUUUUCCACUAGUGUUUUGUGUUGCAGAUUCUGAGAAUGACCAAUCUUGGAAAUGGUUCUUCAAAAAAUUUAAAGAAGCGUAUGGGGUACGGGAACACCAAUGCCUAAUUUCAGACAGGAAUGAAAGCCUCAUCAAAGCAGCAAGAGAAAUCUAUCCAGAAAUUGCACACAGUUACUGCGGUUACCACAUUUUGAGCAACCUUAAAACAAGCUUCAAACAACAUGCUGCCAAAUACAAUCUGCCAUUCUUUGGAGCAGUCAAAGCCUACACAGAAAAGCAAUUCGAGUUCCACAUGGCUGAAUUGGAUGGAUUGGACAAACGCAUAAGACCUUACCUAAAAAAAAUCGGUUAUGAAAAGUGGUCAAGAAUUCAUAGCCAAAACAAGAGGUAUUCCACAAUGACCUCAAACAUAUCAGAAUCACUGAACGCUGCAAAUUUGGCAGCAAGGGAGCUACCAAUUACAACGCUGCUAGAAUGCUUGAGAGCAUUGGUGCAACAAUGGACGCAUACUAAUAGGACAAAAGCACACAACACCUUCACUAAGCUAUCACCAACUGGAGAAGACAUACUGUUGAAAAAUUACACAUACUCAUUGAAUCUGGAGGUUAAAGCAACAACAGAUUACUUGUUUGAGGUAACAAGAAUGAAAGAAUCGUGGGAAGUAGACCUAGAAAAAAGAACAUGCACGUGCAACAGGUUCCAAAUAGAUGAAAUGCCAUGCGGGCACGUUGUGGCCGUGAUGAGGGAGAUGAACAUGGACCCGUACACCUACUGUUCAGAUUACUACACAAAAAAAAAUUGGCUGGCAACUUAUUCAGGGACAGUUUACCCAAUAGGACACCAAAGUGAGUGGGAGGUACCGGAAGAAGUGAAGAAUAUUAUAGUCUUGCCUCCACAUGAAAGAGUAAAAUCAGGAAGACCAAAAACAUUAAGAAGGAAGGCUGGAUGGGAAAAGGAUCAACACAACAAGUGCAGCAAAUGUGGUGAAUUGGGGCAUAACAAAAGAACAUGCAGCAGAAGACGUAGAAGGGAAUAAAAACAACAACAGAACAACAGUGGAAAAACAAAAGAAAACUACACAUACGUUUUGAGAAUGAGAUAUUGAGGAAUUUAAAUUUCUGAAAUACAAAGGGAAUACAGUUUUUAUUUGAAAAACAUUGAUUACAUUGGGAAUUGUUGAUACUUUAGAUUGGAUAUUAAAAGAUGUUGGAUACUAAAUUGAAUAUAUAUAUGAAGUUUGUUAUUGAAACAGUUUGUGUUUUUAAUACUGAAAUGAAUAUUUGUAUUCAAAAAAAUAGAUAAACUAUAAGAAAAAAAAAAACAAAAAAAGAAGGGAUGUGAAAUGAAAAAACUAACAACUUUAACAUACCAACUUGUUUGUACAUAAGAAGAAUAAGAAAAAACAUACAAAAAUAAAGAUUACAUAUUGUCCACACAAAACGUAAGGAAACAUAACAGAACACCAAUGUUUGUUUACGAAAAACAACAUAAAAAAACAUAAAAACAACAUUAAAAAACUAUAAGAACAAUGACA
Messenger RNA from Cannabis sativa, 2826 nucleotides. RefSeq lists its product as uncharacterized. Gene Ontology annotation, molecular function: zinc ion binding; nucleic acid binding. The record is from RefSeq and is a predicted model, not a curated record. Bases 1 to 2328 code for a protein of 775 amino acids. NCBI's taxonomy places the organism in Eukaryota, Viridiplantae, Streptophyta, Magnoliopsida, Rosales, Cannabaceae. The transcript is spliced from 3 exons.